GGAAGGAAAAGGUGUUAAAACAUCGGCUUUUGAUUAGAGAAAUUUUGUUACAAAAAGUAGUUCAAAUACACUUUAUUCAUAAUAAAAUUUCUAAAAAUCAAACUACUUUAAUCGUUCUUAAUUCAUUUUAUAUUAUGAAAAGUUAAUAAAUAAAAAAUAAAGCAAGAAAAAACUAGUUCAAAAAAUACUGUGCCGGCUUAAAGAAAAAUUUUUCUAAAUGAAAAUGGCUGCGGAUGGCGUGGAUAUCGAUUUGUAUGGAGAUGAUUUAGAUCAAGAUUCCCAGUUCGUAAAACAAGAAUUUGAUGGUGAGGCAGUGGAUUUAUAUGAUGAUGUUAUAGCAACUGGUCCAAAUGACAAUGACGAAGACGGAACUUCUUCUUCCAUAAUACAAGAAAGAGGAGACGGUGAAACCAAUGGAUCAUAUAAUUCUAGUGGUCCAGGUCAACAUAUUGGUAGAAAAUACCAAUUAUAUGUUGGAAAUUUCACUUGGUGGACAACUGAUCAAGAUAUCACAAAUGCUGUUCAAGAAGUUGGCGUUAAUGAUUUUCAAGAAGUUAAAUUUUUUGAAAAUCGUUCAAACGGGCAAUCAAAAGGAUUUUGUGUUAUAUCUCUAGGUUCGGAAUCUAGUAUGAGGCUUGUAAUUGAAAGGCUACCGAAAAAAGAAUUACAUGGUCAAAAUCCUGUCGUAACAUUACCAACAAAACAAGCACUUAAUCAAUUUGAAAGCCAACAAAAAACGCGUCCAGUUCCUCCACAACAAAACGGACCACGAGGUCCAGUAAAUAUGAGUGGAAUGCAACCACAUCCUGGAGGACCACCACCACCAGGUCAUCAACCACGAAUGAUGAAUCCAAAUAUGCAGGGGCCACCAGGUCAAUAUAGGCCACCUCAUAUGGGCCCGCAAAAUAUGCAAGGACCCCCAAUGCAAAAUCAAGGUCCUCCAAGAAUGCAGCCUCCAAUGCAUCAAGGUGGUCCUCCUGUUCAACAAAUGGGUCAAGGACCUCCAAGAUAUCCAAAUCAGCCGCCACCACAAUGGAAUGGUCCACCAAGACCGCAAGGUCCACCUAGACCACAAGGUCCCCCAGGUUCAAUGCAACAUAGACCACAAAUGUUUCAAGGACCUCCAGGGCCCGGAGGAAUGCCACCAAGAGGUAUGCGUCCUGAUUGGAAUAGGCCUCCAAUGCAUGGUGGUUUUCCGCCACAAGGUCCACCUGGACCACAGGGGCCACCACAUAUGCAAGGUCCACCCAGAGGACCACCGCCACAAAUGGGCGUUGGUGGUCCCCCAGCACCACAUGUUAACCCUGCAUUCUUUAAUCAAGGUGGACCACCACAAAUUCAAGGAGGUCCUCCAAUGCCACCACAUGCUGGACCACCUGGUCCACCACAACAACAAAUGAAUAUGCCGCCGCAACACGCAGCACCUCGUGGCCCAUGGCCUGGUGGUCCGAGUAAACCACCAUCAUCCGGUUUCCCAGAACAACAAACUAUCGUUCCUGCUUUAAGUGAAGUUGAAUUUGAAGAAGUAAUGAGUAGAAAUCGAACAGUUAGUAGUUCAGCAAUAGCAAGAGCCGUUUCAGACGCCGCAGCAGGUGAAUAUUCGAGUGCUUAUGAAACUCUUGUUACAGCUAUAUCUCUAAUAAAGCAAUCUAAGGUGGCCGCUGAUGAAAGGUGUAAAAUAUUAAUUAGUUCAUUGCAAGAUACUUUACAUGGUAUUGAGGCAAAAAUUCAUAGUCGGCGAGAACGGUCAAGGUCUAGAGAACGUUCCCACCGCUCAAGACCUCGAAGAGAGAGAUCAAAUUCAAGAUAUAGAGAAAGGUCAAGGGAAAGGGAGAACCGAUAUCGUUCUAACAGUUAUCGUGAAAGUGGCAGGGACAGAUCUAGAAGCAGAGAACGAGAUCGUGGUGGAAAUAGCGAUCAUUAUCGGGAAGAAAGCGGGAGAUCUGGAAGACCAAGAAAUAAAUCUCCAGAACAGGUAGCUGAACAAACCAGCGAAACAUCAUCAAAACGAAGCUAUUAUGAUGAAAGAUAUAGAUCAGAACGUGAUCGUGGUGAUAGAGAUCGGGAGCGGGAACGCGAUCGUGAUAGAGAGAGGGAUAGAGAACACCGUUCAAGACAUUAAAAUUUAUAAUGGCAAAAUAAAUAAAAUUCCAAAAAUUAUUAACAGAUUUACGUCUGAUUAAAAUAAGUAUUUGUGCAAAAAAAAAAAAAUAA
Messenger RNA from Condylostylus longicornis, 2214 nucleotides. RefSeq names its product cleavage and polyadenylation specificity factor subunit 6 (gene Cpsf6). The transcript has 9 exons. The record is from RefSeq and is a predicted model, not a curated record. Bases 218 to 2122 code for a protein of 634 amino acids. Gene Ontology annotation, biological process: mRNA alternative polyadenylation. Lineage: Eukaryota; Metazoa; Arthropoda; Insecta; Diptera; Dolichopodidae. Gene Ontology annotation, molecular function: mRNA binding. Gene Ontology annotation, cellular component: mRNA cleavage and polyadenylation specificity factor complex.